AUGCCAGUGGAUUAUGUGGGGGACGAAUGUCCCCUUGCAAAAGAAGCAUGCGAUGAAGAGGAAAAGUGGCGUUUGUACUUUGUGCCUUACGGUUUUUUGCAUGUGGUUCAUAACCAGCAGUCUAUAGCAAAUGAAUUCUGCCUCCAAGUCAGCCAGCCUACUGCUAGUAGAGCAGUUUCACAUGUUGCUGCUGCUAUUAACAGAAAAUUACUCAGAAAAUGGAUAAAAUUUCCAAAAACUUCAAGCACUUGUCCUGAGCACAUUUUUGUUAAUAGGCAUUGCAGUCACUCUAUAAACGUGCAAAUGAUAUGUGAUGCAAACCAAAAAAUUAUCAGUUGCAAUGCUAAGUUUCCUGGAUCAACACAUGAUGCUUUCAUAUGGAGGACAUCAGCUGUCAGAAGAAUAAUGCAAGAAAUAUCAUCGGCUGAAAAUACUACUUGGCUGUUAGGAGAUAGUGGUUAUCCUCUUGAGGAAGGUUUAUUAACUCCACGACUGGAUUCAUUAGAAAAUUCUCCUGAUCAAAGAUAUAAUGUUGCUUUGUGCAAAACAAGGAAUGUGAUAGAGAGAUGCUUUGGAGUCUUAAAAUCAAGAUUUAGUGUCUGCUAGGAGAAAAAGUUUUGCAUUACAGACCACAAGUAGCAGGAAAAAUAAUAAACGCCUGUGUAGUCCUGCACAACAUGUGCAACGCUCAUGGGCUGCCAGAUCCAGCACUUGUGGAAUGUGAAGAAAUUCCUUCAGAAAUUGAAAGAGGCACUUCACAUGCAAGAGCAAUC
This is a messenger RNA of Stegodyphus dumicola, 773 nucleotides long. RefSeq names its product putative nuclease HARBI1. The record is from RefSeq and is a predicted model, not a curated record. NCBI's taxonomy places the organism in Eukaryota, Metazoa, Arthropoda, Arachnida, Araneae, Eresidae.